AUGAAGCCAGCGCAACCCAUCAUUCUCCACCACCUCAACAACUCCCGCUCUCAGCGCGUGCUGUGGCUCCUCGAGGAACUUGAUGUUCCCUACACAAUCCAGAAGUACGAACGAGACCCCAAAACCGUCCUCGCCCCACCCUCCCUGAAACAAAUCCACCCCCUCGGUAAAUCCCCCAUCAUCACCGACGGCUCAACUGUCAUCGCCGAAUCCGGCGCGAUCAUAACCUACCUCCUCGAGACAUACGCUCCCCACCUCAUCCCCUCCCCCUCCACCCAAGAAGAGCAAUACAGGCGCUAUGUGUACUACAUGCACUACGCCGAAGGCACCCUCAUGCUCUACCUCGUCAUCGCCCUCGUCAUGGACAAGAUUGCAUCCGCACCUAUGCCAUUCUUCGCUCGUCCUAUCGCGUCAAAGAUCGUUGCCUCGGUCCGCGAUGCGUACUUGUCCCCCAACCUCGAACAAAACUUUCAGUUCUUGGAAAAGGAGCUGGAGGGCCGUGAAUGGUUUGCCGGUGGUGAGACGUUCAGUGGGGCGGAUUUCAUGAUGUUGUUCCCUAUGGAGGCUGCGGUGAAGAGAGGCGGUGCUGGGAAGGGGUUUGAGAACAUCAAGAACUGGGUUGAGAAGGUACACGAGAGGCCGGCAUACAAGAGGGCUUUGGAGAAGGGUGGAGAGUAUUCUUACUUCUAG
Molecule: messenger RNA, 690 nt
Organism: Saitoella complicata NRRL Y-17804
Lineage: Eukaryota; Fungi; Ascomycota; Saitoellomycetes; Saitoellales; Saitoellaceae
Product: glutathione S-transferase domain protein
Exons: 2
Coding region: 1-690 (229 amino acids)
Source: RefSeq, a predicted model, not a curated record